UCUCUCUGUCUCUCUCUCCUCUGUAUCUGCCUGUCUUUCCGUGUCUCUCUCUCUCUUUCGGCAUCCGCCUGUCUCUGCUCUGUGUCUGCCCGUCUUCUCUCUCGCUCUGCUCCGCCCUGCGUGUGUCGGUCUCUCCUCCUCCUCCGUGCCCGGUGAGCAGGCUGGGAUUGUUGGAGGGACGGAGGGAGGGCGGAGUCUCGCCUCCAUUGUCUGCGUUUCUGCAGCCGGACGGCCCGGCCCGGCCCGUUUCCUUCGCCUUUCUCUCUCUCCGUCCCUCUCGUCUCCUCUGCGCCGCCUCCCCUCCCUCCCUCCGUCUUCUCUCUGUUCCCCCACCCCGUCCCUCCUGCACUCUCUGCCCCGUCUCCGUGCCUUGCCCCUCUCCGCCCCUCCCUGCACAUCGAUGGCAGCCAGCAAGACGUUCGGCCUGAAGCCGGUGAAGUUCCAACUGCAGGAAGGAGACGACUGGUUCAUGAUCGGCUCCGAGUUGGACCUGCGGUGAGAGGUUUAUUGGAAGAAAAGCCCGUGACCGAAAGCAAACCACAACUGAAGACAAGGGAACAGUAACAAGGAACCAACCGGAGGACUGAAAGCACCAACUCGAGGGAACCCUUCUGACUCGGAGUUAACACUGGCUCAGUCAGGAGAAAGUUUGGUCAUUGCCAGCAGGUGGGGCUUUCUUCCACUCGGACGGAAGACAAGAAGAAGACAAUCAACCAACGUCAGUCAGAGUCAGAAUGGACACAGAUCUGAACUCCGCAAUCUCCGCCUUCCUGUCAAAUUGUGAGGAUCACCACCUGCUACGGUUGACGCGAUUCUACAUGGAGCGAUUGGAGCAGGCAAUUGAGGAGGGUGUGGAGGGAGUCAGCUUCAUGUUAAUGGGCGAGGAUCACCUCACCGGGCUAGAGUAUCAUAGCGUGACUGAGCUCGCCGAGAAGGGGAACCGAGCAGACGCUUCCAAACUCCUCCUGGAUCUGGUGAUGGAGAAGGGCUCCGGGGCCCGGAAGGUGAUGUGGGAAUCCUUUGUGAAAUUACAUCAUCAUUUACCGAAGCUGAGCAGAAUAUUGAAUGAAAUACGGGAACGUGGUGAAGGCCAGGUCGCCUACAUGGACACUGAGCGGGGUUUAUCUGAAGUGCCCAAGCAUCUGAAAGAUGUUCGAAGGAAACACAAGGAGACUCUGCGGGCACAAACUGAAACACUGAGAGUGAACACGAUCCUGAUGAGGGAGAAGGUGAAGGUUUUCCAGCUGGUUGAUCGAUACGUUGAGCUCACGGUCAUUUCUACUGUUCGAGAUCGGAGACUGGUGGAACAUGAGCUGUUAGCAAGAGGCAGAGCCCACGAAGAAUUGAGAGAGAAACAUCUCCACAGAGAGCUGGAAAAAAUCCGGAUACAUCAGUUAUUCAAGAGGAGUUUUCUUAAACAAUUUAAAAGACCUAACAUGGAAAAAAAAUCUGGGAUGUCCACAGCGGUGGCCGGCGUUCCAGGGAUCGGAAAAACAACAAUGGUACAAAAGAUUGUUUAUGACUGGGCCACAGGGAAAAUAUAUCAACAAUUCCAGUUUGUCUUCAGUUUCAAAUUCCGCGAUUUAAACACCAUUAACUGCAGAAUAAACAUGAAGGAACUGAUUCUGGAUCAGUAUCCUUACUUUGGGAAUAUUCUGAGAGAGGUCUGGAAGAACCCAGAGGGAUUGCUGUUUAUAUUUGAUGGUUUGGAUGAAUUCAAUGACAGAAUUGAUUUUGCUGACAGCCGGAGAAACACAGAACCUCAGCCCACAUGCACAGAUCCUGAAUUCAAGUGCAAAGUGUCUGACAUUGUGUACAGUUUAAUCCAGGGCAAGCUGCUCCCAGGGUGUUCAGUGCUGGUGACCACCCGCCCCACUGCGUUACAUUUAUUGGAAAAGGCUGAGAUCAGUGUCUGGGCUGAAAUCCUGGGAUUUUCUGGUGAGGAACGGAAAAAAUAUUUCAUCAGGCAUUUUGAAGAUAAAAUGGUGGCGGCAGCUGUUGUCAAACAUGUGAAGGAGAACGAGAUCCUGUACACCAUGAGCUACAACCCCUCCUACUGCUGGAUCCUCGCUCUGGCACUGGGCCCCUUCUUCACACAAAGAGACAGGGACCCCCAGCAAGUUCCCAAGACUAUCACCCAACUGUACUCCUACUAUAUUUACAACAUCCUGAAAAACCACGGCCGUGAGAUUGAGAACCCCCGUGAUGUGUUACUCAGGGUUGGUCAGUUGGCCUUCAGAGGAGUGUCCGGAAGGAAAAUUGUGUUUACAGAUGUAGAUUUGAUCAAGUACAAUCUGCAGCCUUCCCAGUUCCUGUCCGGGUUCCUGAUGGAGCUUUUGGAGAGACAGGAUUCUGCCCGGAGCGUGGUGUACACAUUCCCACACCUCACCAUCCAAGAGUUUGUAGCUUCAGUCGCACAAUUCCUGAAUCCACAUCCCGGGGAUAUCCUGAAAUUCCUCACUGAAGCCCACAACACAACAGAUGGGCGAUUUGAGGUAUUCCUCCGAUUUCUUGCUGGUCUCACCUCCCCAAUGACAACUCGGGGCCUGGAGGAGUUUCUGGGUCCAUUUCCCAAUGAAACAACCUGCCGGGUGAUUGACUGGGUGAAGGAGGAGGUUAAACGUCAGAUUGGAAACACAUGGAGUGAAGCUGGUAAAAGGAGCUUUCUGAACACAUUGCACUACCUGUUUGAGUCUCAGAAUAGUGGACUGGCUCAGGCCGCACUGGGAUCUGUGGAAACACUUUCAUUCAGUGGAAUGACACUGACCCCGAUUGACUGUGCAGUCCUGUCUCAUGUCAUCAGACUCUGUGAUACAAUAAAACACCUCGACCUUGAGAACUGCCUCAUUCAUUGCGAAGGAAUCCAGCGGCUGGGACCCGGGCUGCACAAGUGCCAGGAGUUGAGCCUUGGUUGGAAUAAACUGGGAGAUUCAGAAGUGAAACUGGUGUCUGCAGCUCUGAGGAACACAGAGUGUAAAAUACAGAAACUGAGGCUGAGGAAUGUCGGUCUCACAGAUUCUGGAGCCGAGGAUCUCGCCUCCGCUCUCAGUACAAACCCAUCACUGACGGAGCUGAACCUGAGUGAUAAUAAACUCGGAGAUUCAGGAGUGAAACUGGUGUCUGCGGCUCUGAGGAACCCGGAGUGUAAAAUACAGAAACUGAGGUUGGGGGGAGUCAGUCUCACAGAUUCUGAUGCCGAGGAUCUCAUCUCUGCUCUCAGUACAAAACCAUCACUGAGGGAGUUGAGCCUGGGAUGGAACUCGCUCACAGACCGAUGGGUCCCUGCCCUCCGCCGCUUCAUACUGACCCUCCCGAGUCUGCAGCGGAUAGAGUUGCUGGGGAAUCAGUUUGGAGAGAAAGGGAGGAACGAACUGAGAGCUCUGCAGGAACCCAGACCUGGAUUGACCGUGCACCUGUGAACAUCAGAAUGUGUUAACAUCACAGGGUCAGACACAGGGUGAAGCUCCUUCCACUCCGUCCCAUCACACAUUCCCGGGGUCAAGCACAGUGUGAAGCAACCUCACACCAUCCUGUCACAUACUCCCGGGGACAGACUCAGAGUGAAACUCCCUCCACACCGUCCCAUCACAUACUCCUGGGGAUAGACACGGAAGAGGAUGGGAGUGGGCAGAAACGGGCAGGGGGAUAUAAAUGGGAAUCACAACCAUAGCAGUUAACAAUCAAAUUUGAGUUCUAGGCUCGAGAAGUAGCCCAGGAUGAAAUCAAAGUUGAGGAUAAUUUUGGAGAACGGAACUCCACCCCUUCCCGUCAUCUCCCACGGUCCGCAGUCCUCACAGGACGCCGUCCGUUCCCGUCCACUCACACGGACCGUGAUCCCAAAUAAAUUUCACUCUUUCUCAUUCAUUGUCACUAUCGACACUCCCAAUGAGACCACCCCUUCCCAUUCACUCCACUCAUCCGCAUUCCUAAUGGGACGCAUCCCUACUCAUUCGCUUGAUUCGUCCAUACUUCCAAUGGGCCCCGUCCCUUCUCAUUCAGUCCCACUGUUUGCCUGCCUGUGGGCUUCGCCCCUUCCAAUUUACUCCCCACUGUCUGAUCACUCCCAUUCAGUCCUGUCGUCCGAUCUCCCAGUGGGAUCUGGCCCUUCCCAUUACCCCCACUAUCUGCCUCCCAGUGGGACUCCAUUCAGAUUAUUUCCAACGGGAAUGGGAUUAUGGAAAUUGGCGAGAACGCCAGAAUUCAGUAUUUGACCGAACUGGGUGCGGAGUUUACAAAAUUUGACGUUUAUUAGUUACACGGAACGUCGAGGGUGCUGUGGAUGUUGACGGCUUUGUUACACUGACGAUGGUCAUCUCCUGGCGGAGACGGCGGAUAGGAUCGGACUGAAGGACCUUCGGCACGUCUUCCUGAAGAUGGCGGGGGUUGGUGGACCAUGUGAGAGAGGUUUAUGGUUUCCGUGUCCCAAGGCCGGGUGAUUCAUCGCGCCCGGUUCCCGGUGUCCACAUAGCACACAGGAAGUUAUACUUGGCACGGUCCCCGCUCUUCAUAACGUGGCUGGGAAUUUUGCCAGGCACAGUUCCCGAUCUCUGUCUCCACACUGAGAGUUUUACCGCACACGGUGUCGUGUCUCUGUAUCGACACCGGGAAUAUUACCGCACACGUUUCCUGGUGUCUGUAUCCUCCUCUCUCCACGACACUCGGAGUGAUGACGCACAGGAUCCGGUGAUGAGGAUGUCGGAUCGGUCUCUAUUGUUUGCGAUAUAUUUAUUAUUUGUGAUAAACAGUCUGCACAAUCGAGUGGAGGGUGGUCGAGAGUGUCUGUCCUGCGAGGGGCUCCUGAUUGAAAAUGGUGAAUAGGGAGGGAACGACAGAAGGAUUUAGAAUGUUCACUAGACAGGGAGUGAAAGGUUGACUGAAAAUGGUCUCCGGGGAGAAAGUGAUGGGCUGAGUGACAAUGGGCGCCAGGGAGGGGGCGAUGGGCGGAAUUAAGAUGGCCGUGGUCACCACGUUUCUCAGGGCUGACAGGGAGGGAGUUAUACACUGACAAGAGAAUGGGAGUGACAGGCAGAGUUCAAAUGACCGACAGGGUGGGGACUGAAAGUUAUCACCGGGGGUGAUACCGGGAGGAGACAGCGGGAGUUAUUUGCUGAUUAAAAAUAGGUUUCUGGAUUAAAGCCAGAAUAUAAAACUAUCACCCGGGGAGAUCGACGCGCACGUUGAAAAUCGUCACCAGGGAGGAAGGGAGGGCUGCACUGUGAGAAAAUGGACGCCAGAAGGUGACAGGUCAGAGAGCGUGGCGGCCCGACCUGAAAUAGUCCUAGAUUCCUUUGCUAUAAUGGCCUGCAGGGAGAGAGUGAUGGACAGAAUUCAAAUGGCCAACAUUGCUUAAUUUACAUUUGUCAUGAUGAAAUCAAUAAACCGCUGUAACUUCCUGUCCUGGUGUCGGACUCGAGUUUUAUUUGAGGUUUCUGCUGCCCCCCGCACCCUGUG
Messenger RNA from Hypanus sabinus (Atlantic stingray), 5451 nucleotides. RefSeq names its product NACHT, LRR and PYD domains-containing protein 3-like. Gene Ontology annotation, molecular function: protein binding. The transcript is spliced from 11 exons. The record is from RefSeq and is a predicted model, not a curated record. Gene Ontology annotation, cellular component: cytoplasm. The coding region runs from base 735 to 3419 and encodes 894 amino acids. NCBI's taxonomy places the organism in Eukaryota, Metazoa, Chordata, Chondrichthyes, Myliobatiformes, Dasyatidae.